This is a messenger RNA of Adineta steineri, 6699 nucleotides long. The record is from the annotation of a GenBank genome assembly. Lineage: Eukaryota; Metazoa; Rotifera; Eurotatoria; Adinetida; Adinetidae.
AUGAAUAUUUCGAUAUUUUUAAUUCUAAUCAUAUUUAUUAUUAAUAAUCGUACUAAUGCUGGAAUUUAUGAAUCUGAUGGAAAAAUUCUUUUGAAUCGUUCAAUAUCAACAUUGGAUUCGAAUGGUAAUUAUCGUUUACCAAAUUAUGACUUUCUAUGUAUACAACAAUUAUCAAAAUGUUCUAAACAUGGUUGGUCAUUAAGAUUUCAAUUAAAACUCAAUCCAAUAAAUAUUUUUGAACGUGAACGUAAAUAUUUAUUAUUUAGUGGUGGUGCACAUGAACCACAUAGUGAUGGAAUAUUAAUUUAUUUAUAUCAAUCAAAAAAUACAUCAUAUCUUGAUAUUGGUUUAAAAGAAUUUCAUAAUGAUCAAAUUGCAUUUUAUUGGCAAAUUGAAGCGGAUUUAGAAAUCAACAAAUCGAUUGAUGUAGUAAUCACUAUUGAAAAUCAUGCAACAUCAAUUGGUCAACAUCAUCAAAUGACAAUUUUCUUCGAUGGAUAUUUAUAUAAACAAACCGAAGUAGAAAAAUAUACAGAAUUAUAUGUGUUUAAAUAUGAGAAAUUACAUUCAACAUCAAUAACUAUUUAUGGAAAUGAUUCCGGAGUAGCUCGAUUUGAUAAUAUGAUAUAUUAUGAAAGAAUUCUAACAGAUGAAGAAAUUGCUAAUGUUUCUCCAAAAACAGUUACAUUAGGAUGUUUGAAUGAUAAUGAUCGAACUCAUCAAUAUAUAAUACCUGAAAAUUAUAAUAAUUGGAAAUUAUGUCGAAAUGAAUGUCAUAAUCGAAGAAUGAAGAUUGCUUUAUAUUCUCCAACUGAUGGUCAAUGUGGGUGUAUAUUAAGUUCAUUUGAAUUAGAUCUAUCAUUUCAAUAUAAUAAGAAAUGUCAAUGUUCAUUAAAUACAACAUGUUCUACUGACAAAGAAUGGCAUGUAAUUGUUGUAACAUCUGUCAUCGAUUUGAUUGAUGCUGAAGUUGGUCUAGAAAUUCGUAUGGCUGAUGAAAGUUUUUUAACUCAGAGUCGAACACGAGUUCAACGAAAUGAAGGUGUUGAAAUAAUUGUUUCAGUUAAAAAUGAACGAAAUCUUGCUUCAUUAACUGUUUAUGGUGAUAUCGAAGGUCAUGAACUUACUCCUACAAAUUCAAGUUCAAAUGAAAUUUAUAUCACUGCUGGUGUUGUAAAUUUAUCUUGGAAAAAUGAAGGUUCAAAAAAAGUUCAAUUUCGUGCUGAUUAUCGUCGAAUGGUACAUAAAGAAACAGCUGAAUAUCGUACUGUUUAUGUUGAUGUUGUCUAUAUUAAAACAGAUUUACCAUUAAAAUUUAUUUAUCUUUCACCUGAUAGUCCAAAUUAUCAAACUUAUCAAAAUUUUACUGUACAAACAUUUGGAAGUGUACCAAUAAAUUGUACACUUGAUUUUGGUGAUGGACAUCGACAAACAAAUGGUACAAGUCGUCAUCAAUAUUAUACAGCUUAUUUUUCAAGAAAUUAUACACGUUAUGGAGAAUAUAAUGUAUCUGUUCGAUGCUUCAAUGAACUUAGUGUAAAUACUACACAAAUAACACGUAUAGUUCGGCGAGAAAAAAUGACAAGUAAAAUGAUUAUAUAUAAAGAUUUAAUGGAAACAUCAACAGCAACAAGAUUUAAUUUAAUAUCAAAGGAAGAUUAUUCAUUUCGACAUAUGAAUUGUUUACAUUUAAGAAAUAUAAUUACAAAUGAAGAAAUGAAAUUAAUUUGGAGAAAAAAAACACUUGAAGUUAUACCAAAUGAACCAUUACCAAUUGGUAAAUAUUUAUAUCAACUUGAAUGUGAUUCUAUGCCAUUACAACCUUAUAUUCUCAAUGUUCAACCAUCAGUUCGUUCAUUAGAAUUAGAUGCAUCAAAAACAACAAUUAAAAGUGGUCAAUCAAUAGAAUUUUCUAUUUCACUUGAACCAACAUUAGAUUUAACAAUUAUAUUUGAUUGUGGAAUAAAUCAAAUACCAAUAAAAAUUAUAUAUAUACAAGAAAUACAUGACUUAUCACCUGUUCCUAUUGGUAAUUGUACUUAUUCAACAGCUGGUAAUUAUCAUCCAUUAGUUAGUGUUAUGAAUCAUAUUAAUAUAAAUAAUCAAUCAAAAUUAAUUACUGUUGAACCACCAUUAUCACCAUUUAAAGUUGAAAUUGAAAAUCGUUUAGAUAUAAAUCAAUUAACAUCAAUAACAAUACAUACAUUAGAACAAAUUCCAUUUGAAGGUUUAUUUGAAUUAACCAUCGUGGAUAAAUUUAAUGAAAAAAAUCAAACAAAAACUGAACAUGUACAAUUAAUAAAAUCAAAUAAUUUUACUGAACAUUUAUAUAUGAAUAUAACAACAUAUGGAAAACAAAUUUUACAUAUACAAGGAGGAGAUUUUCCAACAAUACGACAAAUAGAAACAACAUUUGUUAUUGGAACAGAGGUAACAAUAAAACCACAAAGUUAUAUUGUCAAUCAAAUUGGUUAUGUUAAUGAAGAUUUUAUUUGGGUUGAUAUACAAUGGAUAAAUGGAAUUGGUUUUGAUAUUGAAAUUAAUUUUGAUACUGAAAAUAAAGUUUUUCUACGAUAUGGCCAAUUUAUGUCAAAUUAUUUUAAUCGUACAGCAAGAAAAAAUAAUGGAAUACAUCAAGUACAAUGGAAAAGAGUUGCAAAACAACGUUUACAAGUUGGAUAUAAAUUUACAAAAGUUGGCACAUAUAAAAUUAAUGUAGUAUUUAUUCAACCAUCAUCAAUACUUCUUCCAGUUGAUUUAAAAUGUCCAACAGUAAUAAUAGUUGAAAAUACACUUCGAUCAGGCGAAACAUGUUUUCACGAUAAACAAUUUCAUUUAGUAUCAUCAAAUUCAUUAAAUAAUGUAUCUGCAUUAUUAUCACCUGUUCUUCUCUUACCACAUAGUCUACAACAUGAUUUAGAACCUAUAUUAACAACAAAAUGUUCGAUGGAAGAUCUUAUUUAUUCAUUUUAUGUUCUCUCAAUUGAUGCAUCACAUUGGAAAUAUUCACGUACACAACGAUAUUCGAAUACGAAUAAUCCAACAUUUGCAGAUACAUUUCUUGAAAAUUAUUGUUCAAAAUUUGGAGUAAAUUCAACAUUAACAAUUGAACCAAAAUCACUUUCAUAUGGUUAUUAUAUAUCUGUAUUUACAAUAAGUCGAAGUUCAAAUUUAGCUGAUUUUCGACAAUUUAUUCAACCAAUUGAAAUUAUUCGAUCAGAUUUCAUAACAACAUUUGGUGGAAAUGAAACAAUUACGAAUAAUAUGAAUGAACUUCAUUUAGAUUUUUAUUCAACAACAAUUGAUCCAGAUAAUAAUGAAUUUGAUCGACGUAAACUUAAUUUUACACUUAUUUGCUAUCCAGAAUAUCUUCAAUCAAAAAUCUUUCAACCAAAUCUAAUUCAAUUAGGUUCAUCAAGACCAACAGAUACAAAUUCACAAAAUAUAAAUAAUUGGUCAAUACAAUGGACAAAUUUAAAUUUAAUAUUUCGUCGAUCAGAAAUAAAUUUACAUGUUUAUGAAAAUCAAUGUUUUUCAUCAAAUAAAAAUCGUGAAUUAAUUAAAUUUAAUUCGGAUACAAAAUCUUUAUCAAUUAAUGAAGAAGAAUUAUUAUUUACUAAUGGUACACUUCAUUUUCUGUUUAUUGUUCGACAUUUAAUGGAUGGUCGACAAUUAAUAGCACGUUUAGAAGUUGAUAAAGAAGAUACAAUUACUUUUGAUACAACUGAUUUAAGUGCAUUAGAAGAUGUUAUGGAAAAUUUAGAUAAUUUAGCUUCAGCAAAUCCAAAAAAAGCUGUAGAAUUUAUUAGUGGUUUAGCUGAUAAACUUAAUGAAAUGAGUGAUAAUUCUACAACAGGAGAUACAAGUGAAGCUGAUAUAAAAGCAAUGAAUGACCGAAUGGCUGCAAUGCGAUCAAAAAUGUUAUCAUCAAUGGAUACAGUUUUAGAAUCAGCAACUGAUCCAAAUAUGGUUGAUAAAGCACUUAAAGCUAGUGCAACAGUUACAGCAAACAGUGAUCAAAUGCCAUUAGAUAAUCAAGAAAAAGGAGCAAGUAUUAUUGAAAAAGUAGGUACGAAAGUAAAAGAAAUGGAAACAGCUGAUAUGAAUACAGUUACUGGUCUUGCAACAUCAUUGAUGGAUGUUGGUAGUAAUGUUCUUCAAGCUGCUUCAAAAACUGUUUCAAAAGAUAGAGAAAAUGAUCCAGGUGCUAUGAUAGAAAAUCUUGAAUCAAAUAUGAAAGCAACAGAAGAUGAAGAAACAGAUACAAAAGUUCUCUAUGCUCCAACACAAUUUUAUGAUACAUGUGAUGAAUGUGAUACGUUACCUGAAGAACGAUGGGAAGCUUCGAAUAUUGCUAAACGAAGUUCUGGCGGUUUAUUUACUGUUGGUGAUGCUUUAGCGAAUCGUUCAUCAUCAAAUGAAACAAAAACAAUUGAAAGUAAAACAAUGGCAAUGACAUUGACUAAAGCUAAUCCAGAUGGUAAGUCAAGUUUAUCAGCUGGUAAUACAAGUAUUCGUUUACCUGGUUUAUCUGAUUUAAAUUCUGAUAGUGAUUCUUCUGAUAUAUUUACUAAAGUACUUGAAUCAAAAGAAAAUCCAUAUGCAAGUACACAUGGAAAUUCUAGUGUACAAGGAAGUGUUGUAACUAUAAUUUUAUCACGACCAGAUGGUUCAGAAAUGCCAAUAAAAAAUACAACACAACCCAUAUCUAUUCGUUUAUCAAGACCUAUUGAUAAACAACCAAAAUAUGAGCAACAUCAAUUAUAUGGAACAUCAUUUCAAUAUCAUAAAGUCAAUAUACCUGAUAAACAAAUGACUCUAUCGAUAUAUAUAUCUUCUGAUUCAUCUCCAUUGGAUAUGUAUGGUAUUUAUGUUUCAUAUGGUAUAAAUGAAACAUUAUUAGAACCACCAACGGAAUCAAAAUUUGAUUUGCUUUUUGUUUUACCAAAUACAAUAACAACAACAACAGAGAUUAAUUCUGAUGAUGAAUAUGAAUUAAAACAUACAAUUUUAAUGCCACCAAAUGUUCAUCUUGGAAAUGGAACUUAUAUUUUUGGUGUUAAAUUACUAAAUACAAGUACAACAAUGAAUUUAACAGAAUAUAAUUCAAGUUAUACAAUAAAUAUGUAUGUAUCAAAAUGUCAAUAUUGGGAUGAAAAACGAUUUACCUGGAGUUCAGAUGGAUGUGAAGUUGGACCAUUGACAACAUUAAAAUCAACUGAAUGUCUUUGUACACAUUUAACAACAUUUGGAAGUGAUUUUUAUGUUCCACCAAACACAAUUGAUUUUAAAACAGUUUUCAAAAAAUUUAAAACAUUACAUGAAAAUGCUGCUGUAUUUUGUACAGUUAUUGCUAUUUUUGGUAUUUAUAUUAUUGCAGCUAUUUGGGCAAGAAGAAAAGAUAGGCGAGAUUUAAUUAAAUGGACAGCAGCACCUCUGGUUGAUAAUCUUCCAAUUGAUCAUUAUCAUUAUUUAAUCACAGUUCAUACUGGUGUUGGUGCACAAUCAGGUACAACAUCAAAUAUAAAUUUGGUUAUAUCUGGUGAAUCAGCUGAUAGUGGUGUACGAAAAUUAACUGAUGGAAAAAUUCAAGAAUUUUCAGCUGGUAGUGUUCGAAAUUUUGUUAUGAGUGUUGAAGUACCUCUUGGUCCAUUACUUUAUGUUCGUGUAUGGCAUGAUAAUUCGGGUCAAAAAGGCAAAGCUUCUUGGUUUUUAAAUAUGAUCAAUGUAAUGGAUUUACAAACAGGCGAAAGAAAUUAUUUCUUAUGUGAUAAUUGGCUUGCAGUUGAAAAAGGUGAUGGACUUGUUGAUCGUGUUAUACCAUUAGCUUCAUCAAAAGAAUUGAAAAGUUUUGCACAUUUAUUUUCUCAAUCUGUUAAAAAGAAAUUUAGUGAUGGUCAUUUAUGGUUUUCAGUAUUUUCACGUCCUAUUCGAAGUAAUUUUACACGAUUACAACGUAUAUCUUGUUGUAUAUCAUUUCUGUUUUGUACAAUGAUAUCAAAUGCAAUGUUCUAUCGACAAGAUACUCAAGGACAAGCAAAUAAAGCGGGAGUUCUAAUGAAAAUUGGACCAAUUGAAUUUACAUUAACACAACUUUGGAUUAGUUUUAUUAGUACAUUAGUUGUUCUACCGGUAAAUUUACUUAUUGUUACAUUAUUUCGAAAAGCAAAAUAUAGUCAAAAAUCAUUAAUAAAUCAUCAAAUAAAAGAAAGAAAACGUCGAAAUAAAUUAAAUGAAAAAGAUGAACAAUAUCAAAAAACAAUGAAUUUUUUUGCAAGAAAAAAACAUUCAAAAUUACAUGAGGAAGAUAAUGAGUGUAUUGGUGCAUUACCAUCUAUGGAAGAUAAAACGAGAACAUUUCCACAUUGGGUUGUUUAUAUAGCUUGGAUGUUGGUUAUGUUAAGUAUUGUAACAUGUUCAUUUUUCAUUAUUCUUUAUUCGUUGGAAUGGGGUGCUAAACGAGCUAAUGAAUGGUUGAUAACAAUGAUGCUUUCAUUUGGUCAAUCCGUACUUGUUAUUGAUCCAUUAAAAGUAUUUCUUAUAACUGCAAUAAUAAGUUUUCUUAUUCGUCGACCAUAUGAUGAUGAAACAUUAGAUUUUAAUGAUCCAUUUACUGGAGCAUUACUUUCAAAAAAUAAUAUAGCUGAUAUACAUGAAAAUGAUAUUUAUAAUGAUGCACAUAUUAAAGGUAAAUUUUGA